CAUCUCUCACCUAUAACGAUGCCUAAGAGCUUCUCCAACGGGGCCUUUUAUCAAACCUCUUAUGUUAAAAUUGGGCAAAAAAUAAAUCAAAAAACACAGAAAAGAAUAAAAGGCAAUUCUAAUUUCGGAUCAAAAAGAGGCAGCUCUUAUUGAUACGGGUCAGCUUCUUGUUCGAUGAUGUUUUAAUACUUAAAAAAAAAAUUAUAUCAACUCAUUUUUCUUCCUUUUUCUCUCUCUAUGUCCCGAUAAUAUCUCUGUGAGAUCGACCAUCAGAACGAUAAUCGGAGGAGAUGUAUGGUUAUCUGAGGUGAUCAGACGUUUUAACAUCAUCUCCACCGUCGCCGAGUUUCAACGUCGACUGUGGUCAGCGAAUCGGCCAGUCGAUUCAUGGAAAACGACGAGUCUCCUUCACCAAAUCGAGGCUUAUACAAUUGUCUUUGUCAUGGUUAGUGUUUCUCCAGGGAACACUAUCCAAAUCGAGAAAAAAGAAUGGUUAAUCCAGAGACUAAUCGUAAUCUCGUUGCCAAACAUAUUAUAGAGUUCAUCUUGAAGAUGAUGAUGAUGAUACGAGAAGCAGAAAAGUCGGAAUAGAGAUGAAGAGACAGAACAGGAGAGGAGCUUUGAGUGUGAUUAACCAGAAUCUCGUUGGUUCAAAAGCUUAUCCUUGCGUUGUUAACAAGAGAAGAGGUUUAUCUCACUACAUUAACUUAUGUGCAGACCUGAUUUUGUUUUUGGCUGAGUAAAGAGAGAAGAUCUGAGAUUGUUUUUGAAUAUGUGCAGACCUCAAGAAGAGACAAAGAAGCUUGAGAUCUUGGCGUCGUUCUUGAUCGAGCUUGCCCUUGUGGACUACGAAAUGCUUCAGUAUUCACCAUCCUUGCUAGCCGCCACUGCAGUGUACACAGCUCAAUCUACAAUCCAUGGCUUCAGUGAAUGGAACAACACUUGUGAAUUCCACAGUCACUACUCAGAACAUCAGCUCCUAGAAUGUUGUAGAAGAAUGGUUAGGCUGCAUCAGAAAGCUGCAACGGAUAAACUAACAGGAGUACAUAGGAAAUACAGCUCCUCCAAAUUCGGAUACAUAACAACAAAGUAUGAAGCUGCACUCUUUCUUGUGUCAGAUUCUCACUAAAGAGUAGAAUUAUGUUUUACUUAAAAUAAUUUCAUUUCAUAAAUAAUAUUUUUUUUCAAAAUUAAGAAUCCAAUAAGAGCUUCACCAUUGGAGUAGCAAAAUUUUAAUUA
Messenger RNA from Camelina sativa (false flax), 1239 nucleotides. Its product is annotated as cyclin-B2-2-like. NCBI's taxonomy places the organism in Eukaryota, Viridiplantae, Streptophyta, Magnoliopsida, Brassicales, Brassicaceae. The record is from RefSeq and is a predicted model, not a curated record.